Molecule: messenger RNA, 1429 nt
Organism: Zootoca vivipara (common lizard)
Lineage: Eukaryota; Metazoa; Chordata; Lepidosauria; Squamata; Lacertidae
Gene: FGL1
Product: fibrinogen like 1
Biological process (GO): blood coagulation, common pathway; blood coagulation; platelet aggregation
Cellular component (GO): fibrinogen complex
Molecular function (GO): protein-macromolecule adaptor activity; extracellular matrix structural constituent
Source: RefSeq, a predicted model, not a curated record
GACAACUGCAACUCCUCUGAACAUUCCUCCCCACUGACUCAUUGCAGUUUGGACGGUUCAGAAAUUAACGGCAAAAAAACAACAACUAUCUCAUACUGGAGAAGGCUGUGAUAUUCUUUGCAUCAACUCCGAAGGGUCUCUCUCUCUUUCUCCAUCAUUUAAAGGCUCAUCAAAAUGAAAAAUUGGAGUUUAUUUCAUUUGUUUCUCCAGAAUGUAUUGAUAGUAGGCACAGCUGGCUUGACUUUAGAGAGUUGUUUCCAAGAGCAGCUAAAACUCCAGGCCCAGGUGAGACUUCUGGAACAAAGUGUGAAGCAGCAACAAGCCAAGAUUGUGCAGCUCUUAAUUGAGAAGGACAUGCAGUACAGAGAUAAAGGAAGUGAAAACAGUGUUAUUGAUCUGGGAGAAGAAAGAGAAUAUAAAGAUUGUGCGGAGAUCUAUAACGCUGGACACAAACAGAGUGGAUAUCACAAGAUGAAACCUCUUGACAGCCCCAGUGGAUUCUCUGCCUACUGUGACAUGUCAGAAGGAGGAGGAUGGACAGUUUUUCAGAGACGGUCAGAUGGGAGUCAAAAUUUUGAUAGAGACUGGGCUGAGUAUGAACAAGGUUUUGGCGAUUUUGCUUCACCAGAUGGUGAAUACUGGCUUGGAAAUAAAAAUCUCCACUAUCUGACCUCUCAGGGGAAUUAUACCUUGAAAAUUGAUCUGUCUGAUUUCAUGGAUGAACGGCGUUUUGCACGGUAUGAAAAUUUCAGAGUUGGAGACGAACAGAGCUCUUACAAGAUGAACUGUGGGCAAUACUCUGGAACAGCAGGAGAUUCCCUCACUGGGGGGUUUCACCCUGAAGUUAAAUGGUGGGCAAACCACCAAGGAAUGAAAUUCAGUACAAAGGACAGAGAUAAUGACAACUAUGAAAAGAACUGCGCUGAAGAAGAUAAAGCUGGCUGGUGGUUUAACAGAUGUCACUCUGCCAACCUGAACGGCCUGUACUACAAUGGACCAUACUCGGCAGCUACAGACAAUGGAAUUGUGUGGUACACGUGGCACGGUUGGUGGUAUUCUUUGAAAUCGGUUGUCAUGAAAGUCCGGCCGUCAGAUUUUAGCCCUAAUGAGGUUUAAGUUUAAUGAUGUCGGCACUCAUCCUUUUUGUGCGAGCUGGUCUGGAUCGUAUGGGGACUUUGGCUUUGUUCAUCCAUCUCUGUGCAAAUCGUAGAAGACUCUACCAUGGACAGUAGCUGAAUUUCCAGCUUAGAGCAAAGUGUUUCUAGCCCUUUGUCAAGGCAAAUAGGCUUCACAAGGCAAAUCAUAACCCUGCCCAGCAUUUACAGUGUGGCUAUAUGAACUACUGUAUUUAAAUACCACUGGGCUUCAUGAUGAAGGCCACAAUUAUGUAUUUUAUUCCAACAGAUAAACUGGACAGUUUACACGGUAA